This is a messenger RNA of Sabethes cyaneus, 3419 nucleotides long. It is a transcript of the gene phtf, whose product is annotated as protein phtf. Gene Ontology annotation, cellular component: endoplasmic reticulum. The transcript is spliced from 8 exons. The record is from RefSeq and is a predicted model, not a curated record. NCBI's taxonomy places the organism in Eukaryota, Metazoa, Arthropoda, Insecta, Diptera, Culicidae. The coding region runs from base 217 to 3024 and encodes 935 amino acids.
GUAAAUUUUCGCAGAUUUCACCAAACAAGAAUACAAAAUAGUGCGAGAAUUAUCAGUAUUGUUCAAAAGAGCACGAACGUCAUAGCGGAUUUCAGUUUGAAAUAAAAAUAUUCACAAGCUACGCUGCGAAAAUCUGAAAAAAUAUCGAUUAGUUAUAACUUUUCGCAAAUACCUUUAUCGUCUAGUCUACAGACUUGAAGGCUGACGCUGCAAACUAUGCGCUUAGAUGAACUGGUAGCUUGGUACCAGAAAAAGAUAGGCACAUACGACAAGCAGCAAUGGGAGAAAACGCUAGAGCAGAAAAUCUUGGCUGGUAUCACGCACCUGCCGCUAAAAAAUACAAAGUUAAAAACAGAACUUAUCGAUGUGGAUCUAGUUCGCGGAUCAACAUUUCCCAAGGCGAAAUCAAAGCUGUCGAUACUAACCGUCAUCUAUUUAGCAGCCCUAAGACUUCUAUUUUUGCCGGUAUACGCUAAAUGGUGGGUUCAGCAAACCUCACCAAAAGUUUUUAUCCUAUUACUCACGCUGUAUCUCCUUCAAAUGAUAAACCUGGGAAUUUACAGUUAUAAUGUGAAUAAAGCUGGUUCUAAUCAAGAAGAACACAUCGUGUCUAUUACGGACUUCUUAAUUCCACUGGCGCUCAGUUUGUUGUUGAGCGUCAUACAUUCACAAAUUGUGGCCACUGCUUCGAAUAGUGGCAGCUUAUGCCAUGAACUGAAAAAUUGUCACUUGCAUUCGGCAACAAAAAAACGAGAACGAGUGCGCAAAAGACGUCGAGCUCGGGCGACUUUUGGAGCUGGAACUGAUGCUGCUACCUCUAAGUGUACCCACGAUGAUCGAAAUUUGCAGAAAACGAAAAAUAUUUACACUGCAGUUUCGAAAUCACCUACAGGAUCACCACGACGAACCACUCAAAAACAGGGAGCAUGUAGUACCAGCAGUAGUACUAGUAGCGAAGCUUUAAAGUAUCAACCGACCAACAGAACGGAACCGCCUGUUCCACAUGUCAAUACUGAUAAAGUAAUGACGAAUAUCGAGGAAUCAGUGAUUAUUUCUUCGAAACAAAAUAAUACUAAAGUCAUUACUCAGGAAGAUGGAAGAAAAUCACACAGCGGAAAAUAUCAGCCAGGACAAAAUAUUUACGUAACAGAGCAAAGUGCUUGUUCAAAUCCAGACAGUCAAACGACCAGUGCAUUCGAUGCUAACGUGGUAAAGGCAACUAGCAAAAACGAAACUUCUCCUCAAUCUGAACCCGGCUGUUCCUUGCGACGACGCAACGUUAACUGGGACCCGCAUACGCGCGAGAAUUGUCGAACCAGCAAUGGAACAAACAACCGUAACGAUAUUCCUGUCGACGACGAUGGCUUCGAAAGCCUAAAUGGGAAAAGUUCCGGAGGAGAAGAUAGCUCCAACACGGGGAUAACCGCCGAUGCCUAUUUUAAGAAACUACCGUACACAAAUACUUGGAUUGGUGGGCCACAAGCCGAUAAGGAAACCCGAUCGGACAGUGACACUGAUACUCUCCGUAAUACUUCAACUAUACAAGAACUGCCACCAAAAACAGUUGUCGCAGCAGCGCAUACGAGCAAACCCCGCCAGCAUCUGUCGUCCGAAUCCGGCAUCGAGGUGCAACGAAAUGAACCGAAUAAAUCAGUGCUGAACCAACAGGAACCGAGUGAUGCAAAGGCAGGCAGUGGUUUCGACGAGAAGCUCGAAUCCAGCGGAGACACCGAUGAAGAGAACGAUUUCGAUCUGCACCAUAGCGAAUCUAGUCAGCACCAUCUUCACCAUCAUCUGCACCACAACCAUCACCACCAUCAUCAGCAUUUGUCAGAAGGUACGCUCGUGAACAGUUGUAGGAAUUUAACCAAUACAGAUAGCGAAGAAUGCGGUUACAGCUCAGAUCUCAACCACUCAGAUGGCCAAAACGAACACUCCGACGACGAUUAUGAUCUAGAGGAUGCCCCAACCAUCAUUUUAAAUCCACCUUGCGGAGCUAAUGAUAGAGUUAGUUGCACCAUCUGGGAUGAGCGAGAAGCAAAGAAAGCGGAAAUGUCUGUUCUGGACAUCUCUUCAGCCAUCAUAGAACGCGUCGAGGCCAUGCCUGAAACAUGUGAUUACGUAUACAUCGGAGUUGCGCUUAGCGUUAUUCUGUCGCUGAUACCUGCAUUCUGUCGACUUUGCGAAGCUACCGUUGAUUCCGAGAAUGCCACUGAAAUAAACUUCUUAGAGAUGCCAGUACUAUUGCUCGAGAAAGCUUCCUUUUCCUGCAUCACAAUUUUACGGUUUGCUUUCGGUGAAUCAAGUUGGGAAAAAACUGUCUUGAUCAUAGGUUUCAUGCUGCGGCUGUGUCUGACUUAUCUAAUCUUUUUCCUGCUGGCAGUAGCAGAACGCACUUUUAAGCAACGUUUCCUAUAUGCUAAACUAUUCUCGCAUCUCACAUCCUCGCGAAGAGCUCAAAAAUCCGGUAUCCCUCACUUUCGGUUGAAUAAGGUACGGAAUAUUAAGACAUGGCUGUGCGUGCGAUCCUACCUGAAACGGCGGGGACCGCAAAACUCAGUCGAUGUGAUCGUGUCUGCUGCAUUUAUUAUCACUCUGUUACUGCUAGCGUUCCUAAGCGUGGAAUGGUUGAAGGAUUCAGUCCACCUGCACUCGCAAUUUAAUUUGGAAGCACUAGUGUGGUCCUGCGCCUUUGGAACUUUCCUGCUGCGUUUUAUGACACUGGGUACUAAAAUAAAUAAGAAAUACAAAAGUGUGUCGGUGCUAAUUACAGAGCAAAUAAACUUAUACGUACAAAUUGAACAAAAACCAAAUAAAAAAGAAGAGCUUAUGAUAUCAAAUAAUGUGUUAAAACUCGCAGCUGAUCUCCUCAAGGAACUGGAAUCUCCUUUCAAAAUAUCCGGUCUGAGUGCAAACCCAUACCUCUACACCACGGUGAAGGUGGUGAUCCUGUCGGCUCUAUCGGGUGUUCUUAGCGAAAUGCUUGGCUUCAAACUCAAACUUCAUAAGAUUAAAAUUAAGUAAAAACCGACUAAUUAGUAAGUCUUACUGAACUACUAGGUAUAGAAACAUAGAAAUUAUAAGAGAUUUCGGUCUGGGUAAUAGGGCCUAUUGAAGAAUAGCGAAAGUAUUUUCCUAACGAUUUCUAGAAAGAGAGCUAGCAAAUGGUGCGACGUAAGAAAGUGUAGCAUAUGUAGCCUAAUCGACUCCGAUAUAGGAUCUAUUCAAUAGAUAGGGUAGGCUCUCCUUAUCAGCGAUAUCUGUCGAUGUUAUAAUCUGAUUCCGGAUAGCGACAACUGUCGAUAGAUUUGCAACAUCCCGUAGAAAAGUUGUAUUUUUUGAUGAACUAUUUUGUCGAAACCUUAAGUGAGAAAGUUUUAUUAGAUGUAUAUGUAAGUGUUUUACGAUGCAAGACGAAA